Molecule: messenger RNA, 1750 nt
Organism: Brassicogethes aeneus
Lineage: Eukaryota; Metazoa; Arthropoda; Insecta; Coleoptera; Nitidulidae
Source: the annotation of a GenBank genome assembly
AUUUUACAUAACAAAAUUUAUUUUUUGAUAUUUCCAACGUAUACAGUGAUUUGGAAGUUAGGUUUUAGUGUGUGCAUUAGAAUAGAAAUAGGAUAAAUCAUAGAAAUAGCGCUUAAGGCUUCCAUAGUAAAAGUUCCCAAUAGAAAGGCAAUAUUGAGUAACGCAGAGAAAAGAUUUCAUAAUAAAAUUGCAGUCGAAAUCCACACAUGUUUUCGAGGGGUGCGAGACAGUUAGAGAGGCGGCUGCGUAUUCAGCCCCUGGGGACGUCUCUGGCGAGGGCAUACGCAGCAGGGGAAAGUGCUCUGCCUCAACUUACAAAGGAUAGGUACCCAGUCCAAAGAGGAGAUUAUGCAGAAUUAACAGACAAUCAUUUAUCCUUCUUUAAAAAUCUAUUGGGACAUAGAGUUAUAACAGACGCAUCAGAAUGCGAACCUUAUAAUAUAGAUUGGAUAAAAAGUGUUAGAGGGUAUAGUAGAUGCGUUUUAAAACCAAAAACUACGGAGGAAGUGUCGAAAAUAGUUUCGUUCUGUAACGAGCACAAAGUGGCAAUUUGUCCGCAAGGCGGAAAUACCGGUUUGGUAGGGGGAUCCGUUCCUGUUUUUGACGAGGUCGUCCUUUCUUUGUCCCAAAUGAACCAAGUCCUCGACAUCAAUGAUACUUCAGGGGUUUUGGUUUGUGAAGCUGGUUGCAUAUUGGAGAAUUUAGAUGAACGAUUGAGUGAUCAUGGGCUUAUGAUGCCCUUGGAUUUGGGGGCAAAAGGAUCCUGUCAUAUUGGUGGAAACGUGUCCACUAACGCUGGAGGAUUAAGGCUCUUAAGAUAUGGAAAUUUGCAAGGAUCAGUUCUAGGAUUAGAGGCUGUAAAAGCAAAUGGUGAAAUUUUAGACUGCCUUAGCACUUUAAAAAAGGAUAACACAGGGUUUCAUCUGAAACAUUUAUUCAUAGGAUCUGAAGGAUCUUUAGGAAUUGUUACUAAAGUUGCCAUACAGUGCCCACCUAAACCCAAGGCUGUAAAUUUAGCAUUUUUGGGAUUAAAAUCUUUCGAAGACAUUCUUAAGGUUUUAAAAAAGGCGAAACACGAACUAGGAGAAAUUCUGUCGUCCUGCGAAAUGAUAGACGAAAGGUCUAUAAACGUGUGUACAGAACAUUUAAAGGUCAAGAACCCCUUGCCAGAUUAUCCGUUUUAUAUGCUGAUAGAAACCCACGGCAGUAAUAACGCACAUGAUGAAGAAAAACUUAACCAAUUUUUAGAGAACGUUAUGUCGGACGGCUUGGUUCUAGAUGGUACUGCUACGAAUGAACCCAGCAAGAUGAAGAACAUUUGGGAACUUAGAGAACGCAUCACAGAAGGAUUACUGUAUGAUGGUUACGUUUUUAAGUACGAUAUUUCCCUACCUAUAGAAAAUUUCUACUCGUUAGUUCCUGUUAUGAAAGAAAGACUGGGUAGUGAUGCUGUAAGAAUAAGUGGAUAUGGACAUUUAGGUGAUGGUAACAUUCAUUUAAAUAUCUCGGUCAAGGACUUUACGCAGGAGAUAUACAAAAAAAUUGAGCCUUUUGUUUAUGAAUACACCUCAAAAUUUAGGGGUAGCGUUAGUGCUGAACACGGUAUAGGUUUCAGAAAACCCAAAUAUAUACACUAUUCCAAAAGUCAAGAAUCUGUGCAAUUAAUGAAGGAACUGAAAAAACUCAUGGACCCUAAGGGAAUUUUAAAUCCAUACAAAGUAUUGCCUUAAUAAUACUCUGUAUACCUACA